AUUGACGCAUUUCGUUGUUGUUUAUACGCGAUCCGCAAUAUCAAUCGGCCGUGCUUUGGUUCCCAUGGUAACGAGGCGAAAGUUUGCAGAGCACUUGUCUGGUCGAGUCAAACAAUGGAUUCGCACAAUUGUUGAUCAGCGCGCGUCCGACUUUCCCUUCUUGCAAUUCGAGCUUAUCCAAUUAGAAUCUGCUCGCUGCUGCUGUUGCUGUUACCGCCGAAGAUAUUCGUCCUGCUGUUGCUGCUGCUUCUGCUGCAGGUGAGUGAGUACCAGAAAGGGGGGUCUUCUCUUUCGCUAUGAUCCAGCAGUGCCGCUGCCAUCGCCAUGGGUGCCUGUCUGACAUUGGAGCGAGAGGAGGACUUGGCGAGGCGUCGCAGCGAGGAGAUCGACAAGCAGAUCGAGGAGCACGCCAAGAAGAAGAAUAACGUCAUCAAGAUACUGCUGUUAGGCGCCGGAGAGAGUGGCAAGAGCACCCUGGUGAAACAGAUGAAGAUCAUACAUGCGGAUGGCUUCACACUGGCAGAGCUGAGCAGCUUCAGACCCACCGUCUUGGAUAAUCUGCUGGCUUCCAUGAAGUACGUCCUUGCUGGUAUGGGACUGCUGAGAAUCAACUUGGAAUUGUCGCGGAAUAAGGUGCAUGCACAGGUGGUGCUGCAGAGCAGGAGCUGCUUCGACAUGAGUUUCACGGUGCUUCCGAACGUCGCGGCCUCCUUGCAAGCGCUGUGGUCGGACCGUGGCGUGAGAUUAUGCGUUGCCAGGGGAUACGAAUACGAGUUGAACGAUUCGGCACUCUAUUUGUUCGAGAAUAUGGAGAGGAUUUGCGAUCCGAAGUACAUACCGACGCCGACGGACGUGCUGAGAGCCAGGGUUCGAACCCAAGGUAUAAUAGAGACGCAUUUCCGUAUCAACGAUAUGAUCGUCAGUAUGUACGACGUCGGUGGGCAGAGGUCUCAGCGCAGGAAAUGGAUCUACUGCUUCGACGACGUCCGGGCCGUACUUUUCGUCGUCUCCUUGAGCGGUUACGACAUGACACUCUUGGAGGAUUCGUCCGUUAAUCGCCUGGUGGAAAGCUUGAAUCUCUUCGGGCAAAUCGUCAACAAUCCAUUUUUCCGCGAAGCUUCCUUCGUCCUCUUCAUGAACAAAUUCGAUCUCUUUCGGGAUAAAAUUCUGCACUCCAACAGGCAUCUGCGUCUCUACUUCACCGAAUACAGAGGACCAGACAGGGAUGUGGACAGAGCUGCACUCUUUAUCCAGCACAAAUUCACGAUGCGCAGCACCGACUCGAGGAAGGUGCUCUAUCCACAUUUCACCACUGCCACGGACACGGCCAACGUUCAGGUCGUCUUCCAGGCGGUCAUGGAGAUGGUCAUCUCCGACAAUCUGGGGCAAGUGACGUUACUCUGAAGAUUUCCCCCCCCACAUCAAAAUGGACCAAUCAUCAUCAUCAGAGGAUAUAGUUUAUAUAAGUAACAUUUAAGCAUACAGAGUUUCUCGCUUCUUUAAGCCGACGCAUCCGCUGCAAAAGUUAAUUAAUAUUGAAAAGAAAUUGCGGAUGUUGGCUUUACGCGCGAAGAUAUAAAACAAACAAAAAAACACGUGAUUUACGUACCUUGAACCGUUUGGAUCUCAGAUCGUUAGUAAUUUAUGAUGUGUAUAGAUAUUAUUAUUAUUAUUGUUUAAGCGCGGAAUAUUUAAUAUUUGUCGCGCUCGGAUUUCCUUACUUUUGUACUUUCUGUGAUAGACACGUGGCCUUACUACUACUACUACUGCUAAUCAUGAGUAGUAAGAGAUUCAUUAUUUCAAUCGAACGCGAAGAUUGUUUUAUAUUUAACAUUUAAGAGUAUCUAGUUUUAAGCUCGCUUCACAUGAGGAUAAAGAAAAUGUUUCGAAUUAGAAUUUGUAGUGUCAUGAGCAUAUAUGAGAUAUUGUUCAUAAGUGCCACUUGCUCGUGAUGACCAAUUGAUAUGUAAAGCGAUUCAUCAUAGACAAUAAGGAGAAUCUCACCACUUCGACUAGCAAUCGGUGAGCAAUGUACAUAUACUUCCAUGUUUACAGAUAUUAAGAAAU
Messenger RNA from Nicrophorus vespilloides, 2067 nucleotides. Its product is annotated as guanine nucleotide-binding protein G(o) subunit alpha-like. The record is from RefSeq and is a predicted model, not a curated record. Gene Ontology annotation, cellular component: heterotrimeric G-protein complex. Gene Ontology annotation, biological process: Rho protein signal transduction; adenylate cyclase-modulating G protein-coupled receptor signaling pathway. Gene Ontology annotation, molecular function: G protein-coupled receptor binding; guanyl nucleotide binding; GTPase activity. Bases 325 to 1404 code for a protein of 359 amino acids. Lineage: Eukaryota; Metazoa; Arthropoda; Insecta; Coleoptera; Silphidae. The transcript has 6 exons.